AUGACGAAGACCAUGAUCAUCCGCCAUCGGCUAACAUACGCAACUGGCACAGCUACAGCACACCUCAUCAACAGCUUCCAUACACCCCAAGGAGUUCAGCAAGCAAGCUUCUACUUUAAUUUCUCUGCAACUUACGUUGGUGUUGGAAUGAUCUGCCCAACAGUUGUAAGUAUUUCAAUGCUUGCUGGUAGCAUUCUCUCCUCGGGAAUCUUGUUGCCCUACAUUGAAUCCAAGAAAGGAGUAUGGUACAAUUCAGAAUACAAAGAAAGCAGUAUGAUGGGCAUCUAUGGGUACAAGGUGCUGAUCUCCAUAGCAAUGAUGCUUGGGGAUGGUUUAUUCCAGCUUCUCCUGAUACCAUUCAAAGCAAUGAGGAAUUUACGCAGGAAACAACAACAACUAGCAGCAGCAACCAAUGCCUUCAGGAGCGUGGAUGCCAUAAGACGCACUGUCCUUAGCUUUGAUGAUCGCCGCAGGACACAUAUAUUUCUCAAAGAUAACAUUCCCCUCUCCUAUGCCAUCCUGGGCUACACUAUACUGGCAAUUAUUUCUACAAUUGCGAUUCCACACAUCUAUUGCCAGAUAAAAUAUCAGCACAUCAUCGUUGCUUACAUAUUUGCCCCUCUCCUGGCAUUCUGCAAUGCCUAUGGUACUGGUAUCACAGACCUAAACCUCUACAAUCAGUAUGCAAAGAUUGUGAUCAUGAUAUUUGGGUUCUGGAUCACUGCUGCAAAGGGUGGGGUGAUUGGUGGUCUUGUGAUUUGUGUAAUCAUGACGCUAAUCAUCAGCACAGCUGGGGACUUCAUGCAAGAUCUCAAGACUGGCUAUCUCACACUCACCUCGCCAAGGUCCAUGUUCCUGGCUCAGGCGAUUGGAACAACGAUAGGCUGCAUCAUCAACCCAAUUCUUUUCUGGGUGUUCUAUCAUUGCUACCUACAUGACUCCACAGGAAGCUACCCUGCGCCAUUUGCCAGGGUCUACCGCAUCAUAGCCGUGGUCGGUGCUGGAGGCUUCGUUGAACUACCAAAGUAUUCCAUUGCAAUCAGCAUACCCAUUUUCUUUUUAGCAAUAGCCACGAGUGCUAUUAGGGAGGUCGCCAUACAUAAGAAUUGGCGCAUCCAGCACUAUAUCCCAAGCGUCGCUGCAAUAUCAGUGGCAUUUCUUAUACAUCCUACCACAUCCAUAGACAUGUGCAUUGGCAGUUUAAUACUUCUAGCGUGGAACAAGGUUGACGCCGAAGAUGCGAAUCUUCUUGCAUCGGUAGUGGCAUCCGGACUGAUCUGUGGCGAAGGGAUAUUUGCAAUACCAGACUCAUUGAUGGGGAUCUACAAUGUCACUCCACCAAUGUGCAUAAGGUUCUUGGCUUCAGAUGUGAACGAGAAGGUAGAUGCGUUCCUAGCAAAACAAGCUCACUAA
Panicum virgatum (switchgrass) is the source of this 1413-nucleotide messenger RNA. Its product is annotated as probable metal-nicotianamine transporter YSL18. Gene Ontology annotation, molecular function: oligopeptide transmembrane transporter activity. NCBI's taxonomy places the organism in Eukaryota, Viridiplantae, Streptophyta, Magnoliopsida, Poales, Poaceae. The transcript is spliced from 4 exons. Gene Ontology annotation, cellular component: membrane. The coding region runs from base 1 to 1413 and encodes 470 amino acids. The record is from RefSeq and is a predicted model, not a curated record.